Xyrauchen texanus (razorback sucker) is the source of this 3124-nucleotide messenger RNA. It is a transcript of the gene cherp, whose product is annotated as calcium homeostasis endoplasmic reticulum protein. Gene Ontology annotation, molecular function: RNA binding. NCBI's taxonomy places the organism in Eukaryota, Metazoa, Chordata, Actinopteri, Cypriniformes, Catostomidae. The record is from RefSeq and is a predicted model, not a curated record. The coding region runs from base 125 to 2893 and encodes 922 amino acids. Gene Ontology annotation, cellular component: perinuclear region of cytoplasm. Gene Ontology annotation, biological process: intracellular calcium ion homeostasis; RNA processing. The transcript has 19 exons.
GCGUUUCCGGUUUCUCCAUCUUCGAAACAGAAAAAACAAACGCUUUUCGUUUUUCUCCUCUUCUAAUGUAAUUAGUUAGUCAAUGGUUUUCUGCUGUUUUAUUUACGCGUGAUAUCGGUGGAAAAUGGAUAUAUCGACACCGCCAGAAGAUCAAGAGCUGCGUAAUGUCAUCGACAAGCUCGCCCAGUUUGUUGCCCGAAAUGGCCCUGAGUUUGAGAAGAUGACCAUGGACAAGCAGAAGGACAACCCUAAGUUCUCAUUCCUCUUUGGAGGGGAAUAUUUUGGCUACUACAAGUACAAACUGGCGAUCGAACAGCAACAGCAUUCUUCAAGUCAUGAUGAUGAAUAUAAAAUGGAAGCAGUUCUCUGCGGGUCGUCGGCAGGUACAGAUGUUCCUGAAGUUCCUGCGGCGAUGCCGAUGAUUCCUCCUCCACAGAUCCCCCCCAGCACCCCCUCCAUGGAGGAACUGAUCCAGCAGAGCCAAUGGAACUUACAGCAGCAGGAACAACACCUGCUGAGCCUCAGACAGGAGCAGGUGACGGCUGCAAUCUCUCUGGCUGCAGAGCAACAGAUGCAAAAACUGCUGGUAGAAACGCAACUGGACACGAACGAAUUUGACAACCUGCUUCAGCCGAUCAUAGACACCUGCACGAAAGAUGCUAUCUCGGCCGGUAAGAACUGGAUGUUUAAUAACGCUAAGACACCGCCGCACUGUGAGCUGAUGGCAUCUCACCUCAGAAACCGCAUCACUGCAGACGACGCACACUUUGAGCUCCGCCUACAUCUAAUUUAUCUGACCAAUGACGUCCUGCAUCACUGUCAGAGGAAGAAUCAGAAAGAUCUACUGGCGGCUCUACAGAAGGUUGUGGUUCCCAUUUACUGCACCAGUUUUCUGUCUGUGGAAGAGGACAAACAGCAGAAAAUCACACGGUUGCUUCAGUUGUGGGAAAAGAACAGCUACUUUGAUGACAUAACUAUUCAGCAGCUUCAGAGUCCAGCUCUGGGUCUCGGACAGUAUCAGGCGUCACUCAUCACAGAGUACGCUGCAGUUGUGCAGCCUGUUCAGUUGGCGUUCCAGCAGCAGAUUCAGGCACUGAAGACGCAGCAUGAGGAGUUCGUUGCCAAUCUGAAGCAACAGCAGAACGUGGCGGUUGCAGCAGCCGCGGCUGCCGUUGUUCAGUUAGCUCCUCCAGAGACUGAAGUAAAGACUCAAACACCCAUGGCCUCUCAGCCAGGAGACUUGAAUCCUCCAAUGGCUGGUCCUCCUGGUGAUUAUGACAGUGCUCAGAACAGGCCACCAGACUCGAGCCCUUCAGCCCCGUCUGACAUUUCAGCCACUAAACCGGGCUGGUUCGACCCGCAACACAACAUGCCAUGGAACCCACAACAGCCCCCACCUUUUGACCCCACACAAGCCCCACCCCCGUGUCCGCCCUGGAACAGCCACGAGGGCAUGUGGAACGAGCAGAGGGACCCCAGUUGGAGCGGCCCUCGUGACAGUGGUCCCGGAGGCCCCUGGAGUGGCCAGAGCGAUCCUCCACCCUCCUGGAGUGGCCAGUUCGAUCAGCCACCAUGGAGUAACCAGCCAGAUCAACCUCCGCCAUGGGGCCAGAGGGAACCUCCGUUUCGUAUGCAGUGUCCGCCUCACUUCCGCGGACCGUUCCCUCCCCAUCAACAGCCGCCGCCGUUUAACCAGCACCCGCCCCCUCAUAACUUCGGCCGCUUCCCUCCACGAUUUAUGCAGGACGAGUUUCCACCACGACAUUACUUUGACCGGCCCCCGUACCCUCCUCACCAAUUCGACUAUCCACAAGGAGACUUCCCAGGUGGUGAAGACUUCCCAGGAGAGCUCGGAUCACCUCCCCAUCAUCACCCCAAUCAGAGGAUUCCUCCUCCAGGAUUGUCUGAACCUCCUCCGUGGGGCAGUAACCAGCAUCCUGACUUCGGCCCCCCUCCUCACGGGUUUAACGGUCAGGCUCCUCACAUAAGACGCCAGAACCCAGCUCACGUCAGUCAGGAUGACCCCAGUCUCGUCCCAAACGUCCCCUACUUCGAUCUCCCUGCGGGACUCAUGGCACCACUUGUGAAGCUUGAAGAUCAUGACUAUAAGCCUCUGGACCCUAAAGACAUUCGUCUGCCUCCUCCAAUGCCCCCUAGUGACCGUCUUCUGGCUGCUGUAGAGGCGUUUUACAGUCCACCAUCUCACGACAGACCCAGAAACAGUGAGGGUUGGGAACAGAAUGGGCUGUACGAAUUCUUCCGAGCCAAAAUGAGAGCGAGGCGUAAAAAAGAACAAGGCAAACGCAACAGCACUCGAGGAAGUCGCUCCAACAGUCGGUCGCGAAGUCGAGGGCGAUCCUCUUCACGCUCCAGUUCCAGAUCUUCGAAAUCUUCCCGCUCCAGGUCCCGAUCUAGAUCCCGUUCUCGGUCCCGCUCCUACUCCAGAUCUCGCUCCAGGAGUCGGAGUAACUCCAAAUCCAGAUCCCGAAGCCGUUCCCGCUCCAGAUCUCGCUCUAGAUCUCGAUCUCCAGAAAAGCGGCGCCAAGCCACAAAAUCCCGAAGUCCUACACCACCGUCCACCUCAGGUUUGGGUUCAGCCCCAGCAGUGGUACCUGUUGACCUCAAGUUAGGAGAGGAGAACAAAGGUCAUCAGAUGCUCAUGAAAAUGGGUUGGAGUGGUGCAGGAGGGCUUGGAGCUAAAGAGCAGGGCAUUCAAGACCCCAUCAAAGGAGGAGACAUUCGGGAUAAGUGGGACCAGUACAAAGGAGUGGGAGUGGCGCUGGAUGACCCAUACGUUAACUACAGACGAAACAAAAGCUACAAUUUUGUUGCAAGGAUGAAAGCGCGAGAGAAAGUAGGCAAAGACCCACAGGAGCCAUCAACCACAGAAUGAUCGUCAUUAAUGUAACAGCUCUGUUUUAUUGUGGAUGUCAUUGAAGCUGUUUUUCACAUUUGUUUGGAUGUUCUAUUUUGCCCUCAGUUGUUUUGUUUUUUUUUGUAGUAAAGUAUCAAAGAUCACAUUGUAGAUCGAUGAAAAUGUCAGAAUAACCACAACAGUUGAGAUGCAUUUCAUUUACCCUCAAUCUCAAGACUUCUUACAAGCAAAAUAAAGACAUUUUAAAAA